UUUAGAAAAGUAGUGCAGCAGAAGAAAGGAGUCGAUCAUACGAUUAAGGAGUAGCUACGUAGAAUGGUGACACUAAAAUUGCUUCCAUUUGAUGCGCACAAUCACAUCCAACUUGGGCCUCCUCCAACUCCACCACUCUUGGCGUCUGGAAACAUCAAUACCUCAAUUGAAAAUGAUAACCAAGACUAUGAUUUUGAAAAUGACAGGGCAUCUCUCGUAAGCAGCCUCAGCGAUUAUUUAUUGCAAGAAAUUCUCGGCAAACAAUUAUCAGGAAUGGCGAUCAUGUCGACGCAUCCCCGCGACUUUCCCACAAUUCUUGGUUUGGAACGAGAGAUCAAGGAUGCCAUUGCAACCUUUCCAAGUAGUAAUCUCGUUGAGGAAAACAUGAAAAUUCUACCGUGUUUUGGCGUUCACCCAUGGUUUUUGCACGAAUUAGAUUCCGAUAACGACUGGGCGCUGGUUUCGUCCUCGCUCGACGGUGAAUUGGUUCCAAAAUGGACGGCUGGGCUUGAAGAGCUCUUGCAAAAACAUCCCCAUUCCCCUGUUGGCGAAAUAGGCCUUGAUGGCUUUCAUUUUCGUUCGAAAGGUGACGCUAAAGAGUUGACAACACCCAUGGACAAACAGGUCGAAGCAUUCUUGCUCCAACUGAAAAUCGCCACGAGGCUUCAGCGACCGGUUAGUCUCCAUUGUGUUCGUUCCUUGGGAAACAUGAUGGAUUCCUUUGAGAUGGUAGCGUCGGAAAACUAUGAACGGUUGGUAGUAGAAGUAGAAAAGGGAGCAUGGAUUCCGAAAGAUAUCGAACUAAGGGUCCUUCCCCCACGAAUAUAUUUCCAUGCCUUUGGGGGUAAGGCUUCCACAGUGACACAGCUGAUCAAAACACUAGAAAAACCUAGACGAAUUAAAAUACCUCAGAACACAAGCGGCGACGUCGACACAAACACAGGGCGAAAGAAAUUUGUCAAAAUCACACCACCCAAGGUAUACUUCGGAUUUGCGCCCCCUGUCAAUUUCCAAAGCCCGAAGACGCCAUCGGUGGUACAAGCCGUUGGCUUGCAAAGGUUAGUGCUGGAAACCGACCGUGAAGAUAUCCGGGCAAUCAAACCUGAUUGUCAACAAGCUAUCCCAUGGCUAGCGUCCGUCCUGGAGGUCUCUGAGGAAGAGCUGGUCCGCAUCACUAACACCAACGUGCAGGACUUGUAUUAUUCUUGGAAAAGCCCAACACAGACGUCUGGUACGUAGUAACUUUCCGAUUUUAGUUGCUGAAACGAACUUUCGCUUUUCAAUUAAAAAAACGAUAAUUAGGGACGUAAUGUAGAUUACAAUUACUAAAGAGAAAUAAUAUGRACUUUUCCUU
This is a messenger RNA of Pseudo-nitzschia multistriata, 1354 nucleotides long. The record is from the annotation of a GenBank genome assembly. Lineage: Eukaryota; Bacillariophyta; Bacillariophyceae; Bacillariales; Bacillariaceae.